Messenger RNA from Ipomoea triloba (trilobed morning glory), 1715 nucleotides. Its product is annotated as damage-control phosphatase At2g17340-like. The coding region runs from base 364 to 1467 and encodes 367 amino acids. Lineage: Eukaryota; Viridiplantae; Streptophyta; Magnoliopsida; Solanales; Convolvulaceae. Gene Ontology annotation, cellular component: cytosol; nucleus. The transcript has 13 exons. Gene Ontology annotation, biological process: coenzyme A biosynthetic process. Gene Ontology annotation, molecular function: pantothenate kinase activity; ATP binding. The record is from RefSeq and is a predicted model, not a curated record.
GGCCGAAGGGCGAAGGCGCAUAAUCCCUAAUUCCCAUUUCCCUAUCUGACUGCUGCGAAGUUGCGAUUUGCGAACAGCGAACAGCGAGCGACGGCGACUGCGACCAGCUGCGCGGACGACGGCGACCAGCGACCGGCGACGAGCCCUCAGCCGCUCAGCGACCGCCGACCAGCCCUCCCCUCCGCGACCGCGACCGCCGACCAGCCCUCCCCUCCGCGACCAGCGACCAGCGACCAGCCCUCCCCUCCGCGACUUCGACCAGCGACCAGCCCUCUCCGAGCCUCCGCCUCCGCGACCACGACCACUGACCAGCCGGCUGUGUUCUGCUUCUGGAAUCUGGACCUCUGCUUCAGAAAAUCGACAAUGGAGAGCGCAUGCGAAUUUGUGGAGUUCCCACAGCUGCCAACUCCAAUCGAAACGAAUUACAGGGCAUGCACCAUACCUUAUCGAUUCCCUUCUGAUAAUCCCAGGAAAGCUACACCCACCGAGAUUGCCUGGAUUGAUCUCUUCCUCAACUCCAUCCCUUCUUUCAGAAAGCGUGCUGAGAGUGAUGAUUCAGUUACUGAUGCUCCUUCGCGAGCAGAUAAAUUUGCUCAAAGGUAUGCUGAAAUACUAGAAGAUUUAAAGAGAGAUCCUGAAAGCCAUGGUGGGCCACCUGACUGCAUUCUUCUUUGCCGACUUCGCGAGCAAGUUCUUAGAGAAGUGGGAUUCAGAGAUAUAUUUAAAAAGGUUAAGGAUGAAGAAAAUGCCAAAGCUAUAUCCUUAUUUGAGCAUGUAAUUGGCCUUAAUGAUGCUAUUGUGCAUGAAGCUAAGCGUGUUGAGAAUUUGGCUAGAGGAAUAUUUGCAGGAAAUAUAUUUGACCUUGGCUCAGCUCAGCUUGCAGAGGUGUUCUCUAAGGAUGGCAUGUCCUUUCUUGCUAGCUGUCAAAACCUAGUUCCUCGACCAUGGGUUAUUGAUGAUUUGGAUGCAUUCAUAUUGAAAUGGGGCAGGAACUGUUGGAGAAAGGCUGUAAUUUUUGUUGAUAAUUCUGGUGCAGACAUUAUUUUGGGUAUUUUACCAUUUGCAAGAGAGUUACUUCGUCGUGGGACACAGGUUGUUUUGGCUGCUAAUGACUUGCCUUCUAUAAAUGAUGUAACAUACACAGAGCUGGUUGAUAUAAUUUCUAAGUUGAAGGAUGAGCAUGGGGAGCUUGCAGGAGUUGAUACCUCUAAUCUUUUGAUUGCAAAUUCUGGUAAUGAUUUGCCGGUUAUAGAUCUUUCAAGAAUAUCACAAGAGCUUGCUUACCUGGCGAGUGAUGCUGACAUUGUCAUUUUGGAAGGCAUGGGCCGUGGAAUAGAGACUAACCUAUAUGCUCAAUUCAAAUGUGACUCCCUUAAGAUUGGAAUGGUGAAGCACCAAGAGGUAGCUCAGUUCCUUGGGGGAAGGCUUUAUGAUUGUGUGUUCAAGUACAAUGAGGUUUUGGGUUGAACUUAGGAUUAAUCCAUUUGUACUGUUAGACAAACAUGCUGCUGCAGCAGCAGGAGGAGGUUAAAUAAUACUACUAAAAUACUUGUGUAAGGACAUUAUAUUACUUGGUAAGAGUUACUUGUUGGAUGUCCAAUGCAAUUUGUAUUGAAGAUAUAAGUGAAUCCCUCCCUUUGAAAUGCGCAUUAUUAGUUAUAUGUUGUAGAGUUUGAAGGAGGAAAUUAAAUGAAGAAGGGAAUUGAAUGUGGGAA